Molecule: messenger RNA, 2083 nt
Organism: Pyrus x bretschneideri (Chinese white pear)
Lineage: Eukaryota; Viridiplantae; Streptophyta; Magnoliopsida; Rosales; Rosaceae
Product: anaphase-promoting complex subunit 8-like
Biological process (GO): cell division
Cellular component (GO): anaphase-promoting complex
Molecular function (GO): protein binding
Source: RefSeq, a predicted model, not a curated record
CCAAAACAUUUCGAUUCCUGUUUUUGAAAAAUCUGAAAACAGAGAGCGCGGGGCGGCUCGGCAGCCAGUAGCAACCGUCACUCACGGCGGUCGUUAUAUUCCCCGGUAAACAGUUGCAGAAUUGGCUGAGCCAGUGAGUGACCGAGUCAAUCGAUUCGAUGAGUUCGAAAGAGAACUACAGAAUCGAGCUUCGGACUGCGAUUCGACAGCUGAGCGAUCGCUGCCUCUACGCCGCUUCCAAAUGGGCGGCGGAGCAGCUCGUCGGCAUCAUCGACCAGGACCCGGUAAAGUUUACGCCUGCGAACACGAGAUUCCAGCGCGGGAGCUCCAGCAUCCGGCGCAGGUUCCGCACCAACGACAUCACUUCGACGCCGGCUUCCGGCUUGUCGUAUGUGUCCACUCCGGUGAUGGAGGAAGACGACAUUGUGGACGGCGAUUUCUACCUCCUUGCUAAGUCGUAUUUUGACUGCAGGGAGUACAGAAGAGCUGCCCAUGUGCUUCGAGAUCAGAAUGGAAAGAAGUCGGUCUUCUUACGCUCCUAUGCUCUAUAUCUGGCUGGAGAAAAGCGGAAAGAGGAAGAAAUGAUAGAACUUGAGGGGCCGCUAGGAAAGAGCGAUGUUGUAAAUGGUGAACUGGUUUCUCUCGAGAGGGAGUUAUCAAACCUUCGCAAGAAUGGGACUAUUGAUCCUUUUGGACUCUACUUGUAUGGUCUUGUGCUCAAAGACAAAGGCAGCAAGAGUCUUGCUCUUACAGUUCUUGUAGAGUCUGUCAAUAGCUACCCUUGGAACUGGAGUGCCUGGUCGGAGCUGCAGUCGUUAUGCACUACAGUUGACGUCUUGAACAGCCUUAAGCUCAAUAACCAUUGGAUGAAGGACUUCUUUCUCGCAAGUGCUUAUCAAGAACUGAGGAAGCACAGUGAAUCCUUAAAAAAGUAUGAAUAUCUUAAGGGCACUUUUGUUUUCAGUAAUUACAUUCAGGCUCAAAUUGCAAAGGCACAAUACAAUCUCCGGGAAUUUGAACAAGUUGAAGCAAUUUUUGAAGAACUUCUCAGGAAUGACCCUUACCGAGUGGAAGACAUGGACAUGUAUUCCAAUGUGUUAUAUGCAAAGGAGUGCUACUCUGCACUAAGUUAUCUUGCCCAUAGAGUAUUUAUCACUGAUAAAUAUAGACCUGAAUCUUGUUGUAUUAUCGGAAAUUACUACAGCUUAAAAGGGCAGCAUGAGAAGGCGGUUGUGUACUUUAGGAGGGCACUCAAAUUGAACAGAAAUUAUUUGUCUGCUUGGACCCUUAUGGGUCAUGAAUAUGUUGAGAUGAAAAACACCCCAGCUGCUAUUGAGGCAUAUCGCCAUGCUGUAGAUAUAAAUCCAUGUGAUUAUCGAGCUUGGUAUGGAUUAGGACAAGCUUAUGAGAUGAUGAGUAUGCCCUUGUAUGCUCUGUAUUACUUCAAGAAAUCAGUAUUCUUGCAGCCAAAUGAUUCUCGGUUGUGGAUUGCUAUGGCCAAGUGUUAUGAAACUGAACAGCUCCACAUGACUGAGGAAUCGAUGAAGUGUUACAAAAGGGCAGUUAAUUGUAAUGACAGGGAAGCGAUUGCCCUGCACCAAUUAGCAAAGCUAAAUUCUGAACUUGGACGUUCUGAAGAGGCGGCUUAUUACUACAAGAAGGAUUUGGAGAGGAUGGAAGCCGAAGACAGGGAAGGACCAAAUAUGGUAGAAACCUUGCUAUAUCUUGCUCAAUACUAUAGGCAGCAGAAAAGAUUUGAAGAAUCAGAGAUCUAUUGUACCCGUCUUCUAGAUUAUACUGGCCCGGAAAAGGAAACAGCAAAAAGCUUACUUCGAGGAAUGAGAAUAGAACAAGCCGGUGGUCCUUCAAUGGAUGUUGAGCACUUUCCUCCAGUAAUUUAGUCGUGAUGUAUAAGGCAGAUACCCUUCUCUAUCAGAUUCAGCACAACAUCUUGCGAGAAGCUUGAAGUGGAUCGGUCACAUUUGAGAGCGUGUUCUUGUGUUAUUAAUGUUAAUUAGUUAUAUUUCUGUAGAAAAACUCAAUUUGUUAAUGUAUUGCUUUAGUUUCUAGAGUGUUUCCUUAA